This is a messenger RNA of Talaromyces stipitatus ATCC 10500, 1705 nucleotides long. Its product is annotated as PAP2 domain protein. Gene Ontology annotation, molecular function: phosphatidate phosphatase activity. Gene Ontology annotation, biological process: phospholipid metabolic process. The transcript is spliced from 4 exons. NCBI's taxonomy places the organism in Eukaryota, Fungi, Ascomycota, Eurotiomycetes, Eurotiales, Trichocomaceae. The record is from RefSeq and is a predicted model, not a curated record. The coding region runs from base 158 to 1432 and encodes 424 amino acids.
UUUUUCUCGUUUCUUCAGUUUAUUUUUGUAUACAUUUUGGACUUUUUUCUUAUCAUAUAUAUCGAACCCAAAAGACCUGACGGAAAGCUGUCUGUUCUUCUUCGCCCGAGUCAAAUCUGCAGAUCGGUUUAGUGCGGAUCCAUCACGCGACAGCAACAUGGCUCAGCUUCCUUCAAAAUUGCCCUUCUCCAAAAAACGUCUUAGGGCUCGUAUUAUCAUCUCAUAUAUUCUUGACUAUGUAUUCAUCAUUGGAUUUGCUGUCGGGUUUUGGGCAUUAGACGCCAUCGAGCCCUAUCAUCAACAUUUCAGCCUUGAAAACAAAAGUCUCCAGUAUCCAUUUGCCGUCAAAGAGCGGAUUACCAUACAGGAGGCGUUACUCAUCUCAAUAGUAUCACCUUUAGUGAUUAUUGUUCUCUAUUCCUUAUUGAUUGAUGGUCUCUUCUCACACCACAAGACAUUAGUCGAUGGAUCCGGUCGAAGGAAAUUGACUGGUCCAUACAGACUGAAAGAUCGUCUGUGGGAACUCAACUGUGGCAUUUUGGGUCUGUUGCUUUCUCAAGGGCUGGCCUUUGUGACUACGCAGAUCCUGAAGAACGCUUGUGGGAAACCGAGACCGGAUCUUAUUGAUCGUUGUCGGCCGGCGCCUGAUAGUCACGACCAACCGGUCUUUGGACUUUCGAAUUCGACGAUUUGUACGGGGGAUCCCGCUCUUAUCAAGGAUGGGUUUCGAUCCUGGCCUUCGGGACAUAGUAGCUCCUCCUUUGCCGGAUUGUUCUAUCUCUCGCUCUAUCUAAGCGGAAAAAUGCACAUCAUGGACAAACGCGGCGAAGUCUGGAAAGCAAUCAUUGUCAUGGUGCCUAUUCUUGCCGCUACACUGAUUGCCGUGAGUCGCAUCAUGGAUGCUCGCCACCAUCCAUUUGAUGUUAUUACUGGUUCUUUGCUUGGAGUGUUUACUGCAUGGGCAUCGUAUCGGCAAUACUUCCCGUCUCUUUCGGAGCCGUGGAAGAAAGGCAGGGCAUACCCAAUUCGGAGCUGGGGGUCGGAACCCAGAGUACCAGCUGGUAUAGCCUAUUCAGGAACCCCUGAUAACGAUGAUACUGUCCCACUUCGCGACGGCGCUGCUGAAUCAUCCUAUGCUCAAGCACGGAAGGCAGAUCCCGGUCAGGAAUUCUCGUUGGCUCCUCAAUCGCAACCCGUCACGCCCGGAGUAGUAUACCGCAAUAAACACCGAGAUCGUGAUGAAUAUUCAGCUUCGUCUAGCGAAGAUGAUAUCGGAGCGUACGAGAUGACUCGACCGGGAGAGAGAGGACGGGCCAAUCUACGGGCGAAUCAACCAUACGAUACUGCGUAUUAUUCCCCAGGACGAUCAGCGAGUCCGGGCAAUAAUAUUGAGAGGGGAGUGGAGCCUCGUCAUCUCGCGGGCGAGUUUUGAAUAUACAUGUUUGAUAUUUGGAUUUUGUGGCAAAUAGGUAGCAUAUGAGCAUUGUUUAACAAGCGUAUGGGCAUCGAACGAACUGUAUUUCGUGAUUGGUACAUGAAUAUGAUUAUACUCUAUUCACGCUGAGGAUAAAAUGCAGGAGGGCUGGUGCAGAGGGUAAGCUACCCGGGACCAGAAAGCAAGUCACGCACCAACCGUAAUAAGGGAGACGCCUUAUUUCAUAUCAUACUCUAGACUAGAUGAUAAAAAUAUAUACGUAGUAGUUAG